AUGGAAAAAAAAGAAAAUAAACUUAUACCAACAAUAUAUGGUUUUGAGGCAAAUUAUAUUAAACUAACUUCUUAUGAUAAUCAACAUUAUUUUAUUAAACGCGAUAUAGCUGAACAAAGUAAUACAAUAAAACAAAUAUUAUCAUCAGCCCAUAGUUGUACAUCCAAUGAUAAACUUGAAAUUCGAUUAACAGAUAUUGAUAGCAAAACCCUCGGAGUUAUAUGUAGAUAUUUAACGUAUAAAAUGGUUUAUGAUCAUACAACAUCUUCAUCUGUACCAGAUUUUGAAUUUUCUGAUGAUUUACGAUUUAAUGUAUUACAUGCUGCUAACUUUCUUGACAUUUGA
This is a messenger RNA of Strongyloides ratti, 345 nucleotides long. Its product is annotated as Transcription elongation factor B polypeptide 1. Gene Ontology annotation, molecular function: protein-macromolecule adaptor activity. The transcript has a single exon. Gene Ontology annotation, biological process: ubiquitin-dependent protein catabolic process. Gene Ontology annotation, cellular component: elongin complex. Bases 1 to 345 code for a protein of 114 amino acids. The record is from RefSeq and is a predicted model, not a curated record. Lineage: Eukaryota; Metazoa; Nematoda; Chromadorea; Rhabditida; Strongyloididae.